Molecule: messenger RNA, 690 nt
Organism: Penicillium subrubescens
Lineage: Eukaryota; Fungi; Ascomycota; Eurotiomycetes; Eurotiales; Aspergillaceae
Product: DUF202 domain-containing protein
Exons: 3
Coding region: 1-690 (229 amino acids)
Source: RefSeq, a predicted model, not a curated record
AUGCCCGAAUCAUCAGAACUACCUGUAGACCCUGAACCACCGGCCAAUGCUUUCGUGCGCAAUCAUCGGUCGCCGACUCCCCCGGAAGCUCUGGAGCUCCAGGAGAUUCAAACGCGCGAAGAUGAUGAGCAAUUGAAUUACUCCUCGGCAUCGGCCUCCUCGGGCGAGGAAUACCGAGUCACCACCCGCACAGCAUCACGGUCAAGUGUCCGUCGCCCUCGUCCGAAGCGCAAAGGUGCUUGGAAGAAAGUUUGCAGUUUCUGGACUCAUAAUGUCACUCUGACGGUGCCUCAGAAGAGCAACCGCGACCACCUGGCCCUCGAAAGAACAUUCCUUGCAUACAUCCGCACUUCUGUGGUCAUCGCCAUGCAAGGAGUUCUAAUUGCGCAGCUCUUUCGCCUACAACGACCCACCAAUCCCCAACCUAAUCGCCUGAGGUUUCAUGAAGUCGGCAUCCCACUCGCCGUGACCUGUCACUGUGUGGCUGUCAUCGUAGCUUUGAUCGGAGCGUAUCGAUUCUGGCGACAGCAAAGUGCGAUUUCUUUAGGAAAAGUGCACGCUGGAGGAUGGGAGCUUAAUUGGGUGGGGAUUCUACUCGGUCUGCUAAUAUCGGUGAUUCUUAUUAUAUCUGUUGUGAUCCUCAUCCAGAUCGAUCUACAACCACACACACUGAUUCAACGAAUCUUUUGA